Molecule: messenger RNA, 2567 nt
Organism: Molossus molossus (Pallas's mastiff bat)
Lineage: Eukaryota; Metazoa; Chordata; Mammalia; Chiroptera; Molossidae
Gene: FANCG
Product: FA complementation group G
Exons: 14
Coding region: 432-2312 (626 amino acids)
Biological process (GO): interstrand cross-link repair
Cellular component (GO): Fanconi anaemia nuclear complex
Molecular function (GO): protein binding
Source: RefSeq, a predicted model, not a curated record
GCAAGGGAAGGGCCCGCCGAGCCCGGGCCCUGAUUUCGAUAUCGACUUCUCGAGGCUUCGGCGAGGGUCCAGACGGUGGAACGGUGAGCGGUACAAGCUCCUCGUAGAAACGCCGCCAGGCUGCUUCAGCCUUCCUCACUGGUCUGUCCGGAAUCGUUUCUUAGUUUCCCGCGAGGACUGUUUGAAGACGACCAACCGCAGCCCACAAUUUUGCCGCCCGGCCAACCAGAGGCGAGGAUGGUAGAGGCGUGGGUGUGAGAGCCCGGCCAGGCUGCCAGGAGAGAGUCCAUUUUACCCCGAGGGGAGCAAAAGGGGAGCAGGAGGAGCCGCGGAAGUUCACGGGCCCCCUCCUCCUCGGGUGGGGGCUUAGGCAGGGACAGGCUUACCCUUUCGUAGCCCUCUCCCUGUUUGUGGGCCCAGUGUCAGCCACCAUGUCCCACCAAAUCCCUCUGGGUUCUUCAGUGCCACAAGUCAACUGCCUGGACCUGUGGAGGGAAAAGAAUGACCAGCUAGUUCGACAGGCCAAGGUGGCUCAGGACUUGGAUCUGUCUCUGAGGCGACAGCAAUUGGCUCAAGAUGCGCUGGAAGGGCUCAGGGGACUCCUCCAUAGUCUGCAGGGGCUCUCUGCAUCUGUUCUUGUUCUCCCCUUGGAAUUGACUGUUAUCUGCAACUUCACUACCCUGAAGGCAAGCCUGGCCCAGCGUUUCACUGAGGACCAGGCCCAGGAUAUCCAGUGGGGCCUAGAGAGAGUGCUAGAGACCCAGAAGCAGCUGGGGCCCAGGCUGGACCGUGGAUUUAGAGGGUUGUGGAACUCUGUCCUCCAUGCUUCCGCCGUUCUGCCGCAGCUGCUCCCUGCCCUUCACCACCUAGCUGGCCUGCAGGCUGCCCUCUGGCUGAGCACUGACCAUCUUGGGGACCUGACCUUGCUGCUGCAGACCCUAAAUGGCAGCCAGAGUGGGGCCUCCGAGGAUCUGCUGCUCCUUCUAAAAUCUUGGAGCCCCCCAGCUAAGGAAUCAGAUGACCCAUUGACGCUGCAGGAUGCCCAGGGCUUGAGGAAUGUCCUUCUGACAGCAUUUGCCUAUCGUCAAGGCCUCCAGGAGCUGAUCACAGGGAGUCUGCCUAGGGCACUAAGCAGCUUUCAUGAAGCGGCCUCAGGUCUGUGCCCACGACCUGUGUUAGUCCAGGUGUACACAGCACUGGGGACCUGUCUCCGGAAGAUGGGCAAUCCACAGAGAGCUCUGCUAUACUUGGUUGCAGCCCUGAAAGGGGGAUCCAUCUGUGGUCCUCCACUUCUGGAGGCCUCCAGAGUAUAUCGGCAACUGGGGAACACAGCAGCAGAGCUGGAGAGUCUGGAGCUUCUGGUUGAGGCCUUGAGUAUCCCUCCUACCUCUGAAGUCCCCCAUUUUCUUAUUGAGGUAGAGUUGCUACUCCCACAACCUGACCCAGCCUCGCCUCUUCACUGUGGCACACUGAGCCAGGUCAGACACCUGCUAGCAAGUCGAUGCCUACAGAUGGGAAGGACAGAGUACGCUGCAGAGCAUUACUUAGACCUACUGGCCCUGUUGCUGGAUGGCUCGGAGCCUAAGUUAUCUCCACCCCCCUGCUCCUCAGGGCUGUGUAUGCCUGAGAUAUUUUUGGAGGCAGCAGCAGCACUGAUCCAGACAGGCCGAGCUCAGGAUGCUUUGACUGUAUGUGAGGAGCUGCUGCGCCGCACAUCAUCUCUACUGCCCAAGAUGCCCCUGCCAUGGAAAAAUGCCAGCAAAGGAACCAAAGAGUCACCACACUACCCACUUUGGGUCUCUGCCACCUACCUGCUUCAGGGCCAUGCCUGGGUGCAACUAGGGGUCCCAAAACAGGCAAUUAGUGAAUUUAGCCGGUGCCUUGAGCUGCUCUUCCGGGUCACACCUAAGGACAAAGAACAAGGGCCUGCUUCCAACUGUGAACAGGGGUGUACGUCAGAUGAGACACUACAACAGCUUCGGGCAGCUGCCUUGAUUAGUCGUGGACUAGAAUGGGUGGCCAGUGGCCAGGAUACCAAAGCAUUACAGGACUUUCUCCUCAGUGUGCAGGUGUGCCUAGGUAAUGGAGAUGCUUCAUUUCACCUGCUUCAGACUCUGAGGAGGCUGGAUCGGAGGGAUGAGGCCACUGCUCUUUGGCGGAGACUGGAGGCCCAAACUAAAUUGCUACAGGAAAAUGCUACAUGGUCUCUCCCCCUGUACCUUGAAACUUGUUUGAGCUGGAUCCAUCCUCCUGACCGUGAAACCCUUCUUGAAGAGUAUCGGACAUUUCUGCUGGAGCCUUGUGACUUGUAGCUGCCAAGUUACAAAGAGUCUGAGCUGGGGUCCCAGUGGGCCAUCUUUCUGUGGGGAGGGCUUUCUGCUAUACCGUCCUUGGGAAUGUGUUCGGAGGUGACCAUCCCUAUAUAAGUCCGGCUUUGGAGAGGUUGGUGGUACUCCUACAAAAUUUUUUGGCCUAGUUAUUUCCAUCUCGUUCCAGAGGACCUCUUGUUUCCCCCAUCCCCACCAACAAUGAGGCAUUGACUUUGCUCACGGCACCUUUUUUCCUGU